Messenger RNA from Penicillium cosmopolitanum, 3333 nucleotides. RefSeq names its product MIZ zinc finger domain protein. Bases 1 to 3333 code for a protein of 1110 amino acids. The transcript has a single exon. Gene Ontology annotation, molecular function: SUMO ligase activity; zinc ion binding. The record is from RefSeq and is a predicted model, not a curated record. Gene Ontology annotation, biological process: protein sumoylation. NCBI's taxonomy places the organism in Eukaryota, Fungi, Ascomycota, Eurotiomycetes, Eurotiales, Aspergillaceae.
AUGACUUCCCUACGGCGACACUCGCGUGGUGCCGACAAUAUUGAACUCUCCAAUUCCACUGCCAACCUCUUUAUGGGUGCGGGGGCCCGGAAGAACUGGAUGCUUGCUCAGUCUUCAACUUCAACUUCACCUUCACCUUCUCUCCCGACAGCCUCAGGGCACGCGAUGCGUCCCACACUGCCCACAACUUCUGCUAUCCCUCGGCCUGAUUCUAAUUCUCAUCCUAACUCUAAUUCCGCUCCGGAUGCCAACAAACAUGCUCAUCCUCAACAGCCCGCUCUUGAUCCUGCAAGCGCGUUGAUGUCGCCCGUUACUCCGGGCGCAAAUCUGCCCGCUCCCUUGCAGGAUGCCACACAUCACCAACCUCAACCACUACCCCAAUCAGAUAUUCCACCACCCAGCCUCCCCUCACCCGUCCUAAGCGCGAGCUCUCACGCCAGCCCCGAUAUCCCUCACCCGCCGGCUACAGGAACAACCCUGUCCGACAACGACCAGAAUGAGCACGCGAGCGAGAACGAGAACGAGAAUGAAAAUGAAAAUGAGACCUCCAGGCCACACCAACAACUCGACAUUACACCUCUCGCCCAACCCUCUCCCAUAGCGACAUCCACCCCGACAAAUACAAAUGUGCAAUCCAAUGCACAGUUUCCUCCUGCGCCUCGACAGGAGCCGAUGGUUGCAAGUCACCACCAACCUCAAAAUACCGCCCGCGAUCUUACCCAAAGCCAUGUAAUGUGGCUGGGAUGGCAGCCUGGGUUGAAUACUCUUCUGGAAAUCGGUCAAAAAUCAACAGCGGCAGUGAAUGCAAGGGCAAUGCUGCUGCAAAAGGCCUUCCAAUACCGGGAUCACUUCUACCUCGUGUUGCACCAGGUACACUGCCGAUGGGCUGUCUCUGGAUAUCAAGAUUUCCCAGAAUUUCAAUCACCAGCCAUUCGACAAGGAUUUAGGAAACUGAACGAGCUUCUGACGGAUAACGCACUAAUACCCCAUGAUGUCAUGUCCAGAUUUGUCGCCUUUCCGCGAAAAUAUGAGGAUCUAAAGGACGCAGAUUGGUAUCGCAUGGACUUUGGAUUGUUAAACAACCUACUCCCACGCCUCCCAAGUCACUUUGUACACCUUGUGGACCGAAUUAAUAGAGGUUACUAUCAUGCUCGCCGUUAUCCACCGCUCAUAGUUGAGAUGAGGGCGGAUUUGCAACUUACAUCACCAGUCCUAUUGAGCGUGAUCUUUACAUCGACAUGUCGACAUAUCUAUCCGGACGAGUAUCUUCCACUUCUGCAGGGGCUGUUUGAAAAAGAUCUUGCGACGAAUCAUGCCGAUUCCGAGAAAUUCAGACAUGUCUUGAUCCAAAAUUUUCAACGCAUUCCUAUGAAGCCGUUUGACUCAGCGCCACAAUUCCAACCUGCGCCACGAGCCCGGCCACCAAGAACCUCAACGUCUCCGUUUCCCGUUUUACCCAGUCAAAUGAACCUUUCCACGACACCUCAAAAUUCAACAGCCGCCAGUGUGCCUCAGAAUCAUCAGCCGCCAACUGUCCUAUCUAGGAGGCCCUCGUAUGCGUCGCCAACCACUAUAGGGAGUCCCCAAAUGUGGCAGGCACCCUCAGGACAGAUGCAACAACCGACGCAGAUGCAAAAGCCAGAGUCCAUGCACUACUCUAACGGACAGUCCCGGUCUGGUCCCAUGCAGCAGCUUGUAAAUAUGCCAACACAAGCCCAAUCUGUCUCACCUCUGCCACAAAAUCCCCAUUCCCUUCAGCUGCAUAAUGGGCAAAUUAGGCAGAACCAUCAGUCCCAAAUGGGCCAGGGUCCCCAGGCGCACCAUGCAAUUCAGGCCCAGCGAGUUGCCUCCGUCCCGAAUUUGUCCUACCCGCAACAUGGUGUCCCACACGCGCCUUUUCUCACGUCUCAGCCACAAGCACACUCUACUGCACCACAUCAGCCUCAUAUGCAGUUCAACUCCAAUAAUCCGCAGCAGAUGAGCUCGAUGGGUCGCCCUCAGCUACAAUCGCCUAUCCAACCGUACCAUGGUAGCCACGGCUCGCCACAAAUCCCCCAUUCCCAACAAGUUCGACAGCAGAGAGUAGCAUCUGUACCGACAGUUAACACGCCCACGGUGCCUUUCGUCCCACCUCCUUCAUCCCGGCAGCCAUCCACUUCUUUACUUCCACCUUUGGGAUAUAGAGUGCCGCAGUUGGUGCAGCCGAACCCGAUGCGGUUAAGCCUACAUCAGGUGGAUCUUCGUGACCCGAUCAAGAAACUGGUCCAUUGGGACUCCAGCGUGAUGGUUGAGAAAGAAUUGUUCUUUUAUAUGAAUGGCUUUGCCAUCCCACCAAAGUUCAUGGACUUGGAAGAAACGUCCUGCAACUGGAGCUUCCAAGUGUCAGCAACGGAUCUGCUGAGAGCCACACGCCUUGUAAAUGGCAAAUCAGGGAAACGACCGACCGCUUGGUAUCAAGAAGGUAGCCUAUCUCUUCGCUUACGAUCGAUUGCACUGGGGAACCUUGAGAAAGACAAAGUUUAUGACACAUGGCCCACUGCAAAUACCGCUUGGCCUAGUGUGUUUUACAUCCAUGUCAACGGUACGGAGCUCUUUGUCCGCCGCAAGACCCACAAUGGCAAGGACCUUCCAUUGGAUAUUACUCAACAUCUCAAAGAAGGCGAGAAUACCCUCUCGCUUCACUUUCUUUUGGAGCCUGGCGAAUCCAAGAAAUACCGCUAUGUGUUCGGAAUUGAGCGUAUGGAAACCCACGGGUUCGACAAAGUGCGACAACAAGCGUGCUCCUCACCUGCCAGAGGUACCCUCCAGAAAAUCCAAAAACGCCUAUGUCCAAUAGCAGGCGACGACGACGAGUUAGCUGUUGUGUCUGAUAGACUGACUGUCAGUCUGAUUGACCCAUUCAUGGCCCAAAUCUACAACAUCCCCGCUCGUUCCGUGCACUGCGACCAUUUGGAAUGUUUCGACAUCGACACAUUCAUAAACACACGGAAAUCAGAGUCAGGGCCCGCGCCAAUGAAUGACAAUUGGCAGUGUCCGAUAUGUAAAGCAGAUGCUCGCCCAAUGCACCUGAUCAUUGACGAAUAUUUUGUCGAUGUUCGCGAGAAGCUCAUCUCUAGUAACAAACUAGAGGGCACCAUAGCGAUCGAUGUUCGAGCUGAUGGAUCUUGGACUACAAAGGUCGUCAGCGACGAGCAUUCCGACAGGCAUGCCUCCGACACAGCGUCAGCUAAACGUAAAGCCACUAGUCCCCUGGACCGGGAAGCUUCGCGCGCCAAGCAGGAACUCUCACCCCCAAUCGGGAAUACGGAGCACACAGUCAUUGAAAUAGACUAA